Messenger RNA from Lactuca sativa (garden lettuce), 871 nucleotides. RefSeq lists its product as uncharacterized. NCBI's taxonomy places the organism in Eukaryota, Viridiplantae, Streptophyta, Magnoliopsida, Asterales, Asteraceae. The record is from RefSeq and is a predicted model, not a curated record.
CACUUACCACAACAAUGGGUUCUGCAAUCAUUAUUAAUCCACCAGCGGCGAAAGAUCUACAUUUAGAUAAUUGGUACAAUGAAAAUGAAGGAGAACUGGAACAGUUACUUAACAGAAAAACUUACAAUGAAAGUGAUCUUUUAUUCCCCAUUCCACAAAAAAAUGACACAGUUCCUAUCGCAACAGCAAUUGAAAGCCUAAAAAGUCAGAAGCCAGUGUGGAUAAAAGGCAGCCUCAGUCUACUACACCAACAUAGAAGUUUCUCAAACACAUCAUGUGCCAACUGUCAAAAAUUAAUCGAAGCAGAUGUAAACUGGAUUAUCAUAUGCCCUUUUUGCUAUACAGAAUCAGAAGUCCAACUUAUCUCCAGAGCCACAGUUCAAAUUGAUGAUGCAACUGGAUCACUCUCUGCAACAAUAUCAAAACCAGACCUUGAAAAGUUCAUUCCCUUUACACCUGAGGAAUUAAAAUAUGCAGAAGACAAUGAGAAAAGUGUUCACGAUACGAUAGCAACAUCAGUCGACUCGGUGUUACUUUUCGCAUUUGUGUGCUCGCAAAAGACAUGCCACCAGCAAGAACCAAGCACAACAUACAACAUUGUCAAAGCAUACAACAUCACACCAGCCAAGAAACCAAAAUAGAAUAGGGACGAAGGGCCCCUUUUAAAAACAUUUUGCUUUUUGAAAACCAUUUAUAAAAAAAUGGCCCAUAAUAGCCAAUGAAGCAACAUCUCACAGAUUAAAAUCUGACAAACUUUACUUUUUGUAUAUUGCUUCAAAUGCACAAAUCUAUUAAGAACUACAUAUCAAGAAGUUUUCAGUGCUUGUAGGAAGAUAAUUGCAAUAUGGCAAUAUUACUUUCUUGUGUCUCA